CUCGUUCUUGAUCUGAACACAACCCGCCAUUGGACACUCUACCCGAUCCAAGACAGAGCCACGCAAGACCAUCAACAACACUACCCAGACCACCAUGGCGCAACGACCACUACCACCAUCGCCGGCACCAGCCGCCGCCGCCUACAGUAACCUCUCGUACUUCCGCGUGACGACCCCCGCCCCCUUCGUCGCGCACGUCGAGAUCCACCGCCCGGCCAAGCUCAACACCUUCAUCGAGGCCAUGUGGCUGGAGCUGCGGCGCGUGUUCCGGCAGCUGUCGGGCGACGCCGACGUGCGCGCCGUGGUGCUCUCGGGCGCCGGCGAGCGCGCCUUCACUGCCGGCCUGGACGUCACGGCCGCGAGCGAAAGCGGGCUGCUCCUCAGUCCCGCGGCGGGGGAAGCGGGGAGCGGGGAGGACGGCGCGCGCAGGGCGGCCAGGCUGAGGAGGCACAUCGCUGAGAUGCAGGAGUGUAUCUCGGCGGUGGAGAGGUGUGAGAAGCCCGUCAUCUGCGUCAUGCAUGGCAUCUCCAUCGGGCUGGCCAUCGACAUCGCAGCUUGCGCCGACAUCCGCGUGUGCGCCAAGGACACGCGGUUCGCCGUCAAGGAGGUCGACAUCGGGCUGGCGGCCGACCUCGGCACCCUGGCGCGGCUGCCCAAGGCCGUGGGCAGCCAGUCCUGGGUCAAGGACGUCUGUCUCUCGGCGCGCGACUUCGACGCCGCCGAGGCCCUGUCGGUCGGCUUCGUCAGCCAGGUGCACGAGUCCAAGGCCGCCGCGCUGGCCGCGGCCUUCAAGACGGCCGCCUUCAUCGCCUCCAAGAGCCCCGUGGCGGUGCAGGGGACCAAGGAGCUGCUGAAUCACAGCCGGGAUCACACGGUUGAGGAUAACCUGAGAUACACGGGUGUUUGGAAUGCUGCCGCCCUCCAAACAAGCGACGUCGCCGCCGCUCUCACGUCGGGCCUGGAAAGGCGCAAGCCAACGUUCGAGAAGCUUUGAAGGCGGAAACGAAUGCAGGCGUACGAUGUAAUAACUUGCUCUCCUCUAUGGGCACACCCCGGUGAGCUCCAGAUGUAAUCCAGACUACCACUAUCCCAUUUUCAGGGGCGACAGGAUCAUGAUAUCAAACACUCGCAACAUCUUAUCACAGAUGCGGAGAACGCCUGCCGAGCGUUGAACGUUGAUCCGCGCGCAGUUACAGGACGAGGGAUGGACCAGCACCCAAACAGGUGAGAUACGCCUAGAAACACAACUGUCUUCAUAGACGCUCCUAGUCGCUAUCCUCCAGCGGCUCCUCGGGACGGUACGUCUCUUUAAGACGCUUUUUCCGCC
Thermothielavioides terrestris NRRL 8126 is the source of this 1327-nucleotide messenger RNA. RefSeq lists its product as uncharacterized. The coding region runs from base 95 to 994 and encodes 299 amino acids. Lineage: Eukaryota; Fungi; Ascomycota; Sordariomycetes; Sordariales; Chaetomiaceae. Gene Ontology annotation, molecular function: delta(3,5)-delta(2,4)-dienoyl-CoA isomerase activity. The transcript has 3 exons. Gene Ontology annotation, cellular component: mitochondrion. The record is from RefSeq and is a predicted model, not a curated record.